Molecule: messenger RNA, 1761 nt
Organism: Pyricularia grisea
Lineage: Eukaryota; Fungi; Ascomycota; Sordariomycetes; Magnaporthales; Pyriculariaceae
Exons: 1
Coding region: 1-1761 (586 amino acids)
Biological process (GO): asparaginyl-tRNA aminoacylation
Cellular component (GO): cytoplasm
Molecular function (GO): asparagine-tRNA ligase activity; ATP binding
Source: RefSeq, a predicted model, not a curated record
AUGGCUGCAUUGCAGGAGCUUGCCGAUCGGACCAAGGCCGAAGACAAGGUCUACGUCGACACUGAUGUGGGCGUUGACGGCGACGAGGCUGAUGGCUCCGAGCAGAAGCCUUUCAAAUCCCUUGGCUACGCGUUCAUUCGCAACCAUGGCUUGCCCACCAAGACGUACCAGAUCCGCGCCUCUACAACUGGCACCCUGGGCCCUGACGAGGAGCCUUCGACCCGCCUGAUCUGGAAGGAGCCGGCAAAGAGUGCCGUCAAGAAGGCCCAGUCGAUGCUGGACGCGCACAAGAAGAAGCUGCUCAAGGCUGACCAAGCCGCCGCCGCGGAGGAGGAGUUGCGUCAGAAGCGCCUCAAGAACCUCGAGGACGCCAAGAACAUCAAGAUCGUUGAGGAUCCCUCGCUCCCUCCUGCGACCCGCGUUGAGCUUUGGCAGAAGGAUCUGGAGCUGGGUGAGGGUGACAACAAGGGCCCGAGGGUCAAGGUGUUUGGCCGCAUCCACCACCUCCGUGUACAGAAGCAUGCCACCUUCCUGACGCUCAAGAGCGGCCCCGAUCAGCUGCAGUGCAUUCUCUCUGGCGACCUCACCAAGACUUACGAGGCUUUGCUGUUCGCUCAGGGCACAGCCCUCUUCGUCUAUGGCGAGCUCCGCAAGGUUCUGGAUGGCAAGAACGCACCCGAUGGCCGCGAGCUGCAGGUCGACUAUUACGAAGUCACGGGCCGUGCACCCGGUGACGCUGAUGCCAUUGCCAACAAGGUCUCAUGGUCGCAGGAUAUUUGGGAGUCGGAUAUGCUUGACAACAGGCACCUGGUUCUCCGUGGUGACCAGACCACGUCUGUACUCACAGUCAGGGAGGCCGUCGAGCUUGCAUUCAUCAAGACAUUUGAGAGCAUGAGGAUCAAGAAGGUCUCGCCACCGGCCCUUGUCCAGACCCAAGUCGAGGGAGGCUCAACACUGUUCAAGUUUGACUACUACGGAGAAGCCGCAUACCUUACACAGUCCUCUCAGUUGUACCUCGAGACGGUGUUGCCCUCGCUUGGCAACGUAUACUGCAUCGAAAAGUCGUUCCGUGCCGAGAAGAGUCUUACUCGUCGUCACCUGUCAGAAUACACGCACGUUGAGGGUGAGCUGGACGGUAUCAACUUUGAGGACCUCCUUGUCCACAUCGAGGAGGUCAUCUGCCGUGUAGUGGAUAGCGUCCUCGACAACCCCGAAGUUGCACGUCAUGUCAAGGCUCUCAACCCCGACUUCGUCAAGCCCUCCAGACCCUUCAUGAGGAUGAAGUACAGCGACGCCAUCGACUGGCUCAACGCCCAAGAUCCGCCCAUCCUCAACGAGGAGGGCCACCCGCACGUGUUCGGCGACGACAUCGCCGAGGCUGCCGAACGUAGGAUGACCGACAUCAUCAACAGGCCAAUCCUCCUAACGCACUUCCCCGUUGAGAUCAAGGCUUUCUACAUGAAGAAAGAUCCCAACGAUCUGCGGGUGACCGAGAGUGUCGAUGUGCUCAUGCCCGGUGUUGGUGAAAUCGUGGGAGGUUCGAUGAGGAUGGAGGGCUACGAGGAUCUGAUGGCGGCGUUCAAGAGGGAAGGCAUCGACCCGGCACCUUACUACUGGUACCUUGACCAGAGGAAAUAUGGCACAUCGCCGCACGGAGGAUACGGCCUGGGUCUCGAGCGCUUCUUGGCAUGGAUUGCGAAGCAGCACACGGUCCGCACUUGCUGCCUGUACCCUCGCUUCAUGGGACGUUGCAAACCUUGA